Messenger RNA from Diatraea saccharalis (sugarcane borer), 2443 nucleotides. The record is from the annotation of a GenBank genome assembly. NCBI's taxonomy places the organism in Eukaryota, Metazoa, Arthropoda, Insecta, Lepidoptera, Crambidae.
UGUACACCGCCAGUCGUAAGCGCUACUCUGACAGACGUCAACUGUACUAUCGUUAUAUCCAUACACAUUCAAAUAACCAGUGUUAUAAAAGAAAAUAUUUUAGUAUUUGAUAUUUAAAAAGUGAUAAUUAUUUAAGCACUGCUAAUUUUUGGAGAAAAAAUGAAGGAAUUAUUCCUGUUGUUAAUUACCUGUGGAGCAGCUUUAUCGAUUAAUACAUGCUGCCCCAACGGAGAACUACUGGAGCGACGAAGCUGCGGCAAUGUCAGCGCACCUCAACUAUUCUGCCCAGAGGGACGUAUGCUGCUCACGGAUAUCAUCCUUAAGGGCAAUAAAGUCUCCACAGUUGAUACACCAGGAUACAUAUUCGUCGAGGAUCCUAAUCAAUAUUGUAUUAGCCAAAUGUAUAGAAACAUCAGCAAUAAGGAGAUGGGGUUGAUGGACGUUGCGCUUGUUUGCUUCGAAAAAGACCGAUACCAAGAAUCUAGUGAUUUCGAAACCAGUGGCACACUGACUCUUAUCUCUGUCGUAUUCUUGUUGGCUACAAUCGCAGUUUACACUUAUCUACCACAAAUGAGAGACCUACAAGGAUUGUGUUACCUUGGCACUUGCAUCAGCAUGUCAUUAGGAUUUCUUUGGCUGGGAAUUCUGCAAUUAAAUCCUGGUUUUAGUACUGAACUUUGUACAGUCGCAGGCUUUCUGGUUUACGCAUGGAUGAUGGCUACAUUUUUCUGGAUGAACAUAAUAAGCAUUAACACGUUCCGAACUGUUUUGGACGCCGCUUAUUUACAGAAGACCGAGAGGAAGCAGUACUUGAUUUAUAGUACUUACGGAUGGGGUUGCCCUGCAGCAUUUCUUAUAAUAGCUCUCAUCACAAAUUUCGCCGAAGGAAACCAUUACAAGCCUGGUUUUGGAGACGGAAACUGCUGGUUCGUUGGCCGGACAGAAACAUGGUUGUUCUUCUAUGGGCCCAUAGCAAUUUUAGUCACCUCGAACAUAAUACUGUUUGUGCUCUCGUCAUAUCUUCUUUGGCAGCAAACAAACAAGUAUGAAGUGAACACAUUGAAUAACUUAAAGCACAGAUUCCGUUUAUCGCUUAAACUGUUUUUGGUAAUGGGGAUAUCUUGGAUCUUCGAAAUUGCAAGUUUUGCACAUGGCGAACAACACAUUAUUUGGAAAAUCAUGGACACAUUCAAUUGUCUACAAGGUGUCAUUAUAUUUUUGCUGUUAGUUGUGUUCAGAAGGCGCGCAAUGCGCGGUCUAGCCAGCGAACACUGCUGCUUGCCCAUCACACGGCCGCUAGCAGAGAAAUUGAGUCCACACGAUGACACCGACGAUCAAGAGAUAUUGGCCGACGAGACGAUAGAAGUUAAACUCAACUGAAUCCAUCCAUUAAUCUUGUGAAUACUCUAAAUAGUUACUUCAAUAAUUACGAUCAUGUCUUGAUUGUUAAAGCGAGACAGUGUUAUGCUCAAUAUCUUAGUAUUCAGUAUUCAAUAUGCCCAGUAUUCAAUUUAAACAGUUGAUUACUUUGCAUUGAAAUUUUUGUGAUGAAGUUGAUAGUUAUAAUAUAGUCUACAAUAGUGCCGAAUUUAAUUAUGUAAGUAAAAUUCGUGUUCUGAUAUUAACAUAAAAUUGAUUUUCAAACUUUUUUCAUUGGCUAAAACUUUCUCGCUCUAGCAAUUAUUUAUAUGCGGGUGAAAGAGAUAAAGUUGUAAGAAAACGGGAGAAAAUGUGAAAAACGUAAUUUCACUCGAUUUGAUACUAUAUUUAUUUUGUACUUAGAAACAAAAUUAUAUAAUAAGAAUCUCAAAAAGAUAGGUAAAUUUUAAUGCAUUUAUUUUAAUUGGAUAAAUAUGUUUAAUUAUAGAAAACUUUACUUUGGAAUACCCGAAUAGUUUCUCAAUGAAAUUGUAUAUAUAAUUAAAAUUUAAACAUUGCUAGAUACAAAUAGCAUAUAGCAUAUUAAGAAAUCAUUGCAUAUUUAUCUUUUUCUUUAUUUCAGGGCAAUCGUCAAUUAAAAUUUAUUUUUAUCUUGUUAGAUAAAUUUACCAUCUUAAGGUAAAUUAAAUCAACUCAAGUUUUGUUUUAUUUUUAUUUGUAUUUGUAUUUGGGAAUGUUAUGAGUGCAUGUAUAUUAUACUGGUUUUAUAAUAUAAAACAUAAUAUUUCAUUGUAAAUCAAACUUGUGCCAUAUUAUAUUAGUAAUAAUUGUGUAAAAUAACCACCAUUUAAUAAGGACCAGCAUAAAAUAUAUUUUUGUAGUCCUACAAUAUUAUAUUAAAAACAAAUGUUUUGGUUUUCAAAAUAUAACAGAACAUUGUAGAUACAUAUUAUUUAAGUAAAUACCGAAAUUAUGGAGAUUCUUUGCACAUACAAGGGGUAGUGUUUUCAAUUCUAAAUGCAUCUCUUAUUUUUAGAAGAUCUAGAUUUUAAAGCAUACAUCU